CCGUGAUCGCGGGAAAGUAUUUUGAUAGUUAUUUAAAAGGAGGUUUAGAAAUUGCAAAAGAAAACUGGGAAACGAAACGAGUUCGUACAGUUAGUUCUUCAAUAUGACGUUUAUGGACAUAUUAUACUGGCGAGAUCCAAAGAAAACAGGCCCUAUAUUCGUGGCGUGCCUCCUGUUAUUGUACGGUUUUCAUCACUUCAGCGUGGUCACUGUUGUCACAUAUCUCCUCAAAAUAUCGCUUCUACCAACAUUACUGUUUCGUCUGGUCAUCAGCCUUAAAGCUGCCCUAACAAAGACAGAAUGCGAACAUCCAUUCAAGGAUGCAUUGGAUUCAAAUAUCGAGUCUUUAGUUGGCAUGAGUUUGCCUAAGUUUGUGAAGGUCAUGCUACAGGAAUGCCGUCGAAUACUAUUGGUCGAAGAUGUAGUUGACACUGUAAAGGUUCUGGCGAUAGUGCAUGUGGUUUCCUAUCUCGGAGAAUGGUUUAGUGGGAUUACGUUGUUGUUUUUAGGUCUCGUAGCAUUGUUCACAAUUCCGAAGUUUUACGACGUUUACAAACAUGAAAUACAUAACAUGACAGACAAAGUGUCUAAAGUAAUGGAAGACGUGAAGACAAGGAUCUUAGCUUUCAUUCCAACAAAAAGUAAAUCCUCCGCAUCAAAGAAAGGGUUCAAAGAGCCGAAAAAUGUAGAAGAGAUUAGCCCUGCCUUGGAGAAAGAUUCUGACGAGGAGCAAAAAGAAAAGAUGUCGUGAUUUUACGAAUGCUUGUAUCUGUGAAUAGUUCCUUAUCGAUUAUUUUCAAGAUAAAAGAUUUAUUAUACAGUUAAACUUCUUUUCAAAAUACUAUGUGUAUGACAUAUACGACACAUUGUCAUUAAUACUUAUAUAUAUAUGAUAUUUAGCAAAUGGCGAGAAUAUGAAAUCUAGUCUCUAGUGUAUCGAGACAAUUGUUUUAAAGGAUAGAGAGAAAUCCAGUUAUCGCUCCUUCAUAGGUAUGCUCAUGUCAGCCUUGUCUGUACGACUUUUUCAGCUUGCAAUUCCUAUACGAGAAGAUGCAUAGGUAUUGAAGCUAUGAUGAAACCUAUGAUGAAACUGAGGUUUAUCUUACAUGAAAGCUUAUCUGGUAACAAGCGAGUUGAUUGAGCGUCAAUGACAUAAUCAUUAUACAAGCAGAAAGUUAGGAAUAUAUGGCAUUACGCGGAUAUAUCACGUAGUAAUUUUAUCACGUGUUAAGUUGUGUUCAAAUUUUGAAACUUUGGUGGGCAAAAAUGAUUUCAUUGUUUUGGUGAAAUUAAGCGCGUGGUGAUAAUGAGUUUUGUCUGUUUUGAAACCAUUUGUCGCCAUUAUUUGGAGGUUUUAUCAAAUGCUUACAAUUUGGUGGGAAAUUGCCUAAUGGAUUGUUUUUUAAAGUAAUUCAACUUUAUAGCUAAGUAUUGACUAUCAAUACUCUUGACUUUUUGACAUGAUUUUUAAAAUUACAGUGACAUUGAUUGUUUUCCUUAUGCCUUGGCCCUCAGCUUCGUUUGUAUUUUAAUUGACUUAAAUAUCUAAGUUAUUCGAAAUUUUUCGGCAUUAGUAUCUAUGAUCCUUAGCAAUAUUAAGCAAUUAAUAAGUAUCCGGCACAUGCACAGCUCCGCAGCUAUACUCUUAUAUAACUGCUUGAGAUAUCCGUCACCUUAACCACAAAAUGUUAGAUGUACGUAUUUAUAGAUUUUAUAUGUUUUCCUGCUUGUCCUGGGAGUAUGAUAUCUAUAUAGAUAACAUGAAAUCGAUGCAUGUGUACCAAUGCCGCAUAAUUUGUUUGUUGAUUAUUGUUAGACACGGUGUUAGUCUCUUCUGGGCAUAGAACGUUACCAUUCGUGGGUGAUAAACUCGAUCUAUUAUACUCAUGCCAAAGCACCUUCCAGCGCAUAGCAAGUAAUUUACGUCAUACAAUUACACAUUUGACAAUAGCCGGAUGUCUAAGAGCAUUGCAAGAAAAUGUCGGAAAUGGUAGUAUUGAAAUUUUAGCAGGGGA
This is a messenger RNA of Dendronephthya gigantea, 2015 nucleotides long. RefSeq names its product reticulon-1-A-like. The record is from RefSeq and is a predicted model, not a curated record. The coding region runs from base 104 to 751 and encodes 215 amino acids. The transcript has 8 exons. NCBI's taxonomy places the organism in Eukaryota, Metazoa, Cnidaria, Anthozoa, Malacalcyonacea, Nephtheidae.